This is a messenger RNA of Indicator indicator, 876 nucleotides long. RefSeq names its product cyclin D3 (gene CCND3). The transcript is spliced from 5 exons. Gene Ontology annotation, cellular component: nucleus; cytoplasm; cyclin-dependent protein kinase holoenzyme complex. Gene Ontology annotation, molecular function: cyclin-dependent protein serine/threonine kinase regulator activity. The record is from RefSeq and is a predicted model, not a curated record. Gene Ontology annotation, biological process: mitotic cell cycle phase transition; regulation of cyclin-dependent protein serine/threonine kinase activity; positive regulation of G1/S transition of mitotic cell cycle. NCBI's taxonomy places the organism in Eukaryota, Metazoa, Chordata, Aves, Piciformes, Indicatoridae. The coding region runs from base 1 to 876 and encodes 291 amino acids.
AUGGAGCUGCUGUGCGUGGAAACCGUCCCUCGUGUCCCCCGCGCCGGGCACGACCCGCAGCUCCUGGGGGACCGGCGGGUGCUGCAGAAUCUGCUGAGCCAGGAGGAACGCUACAGCCCCAGCGUCUCCUACUUCCAGUGCGUGCAGCGGGAGGUCAAGCCCUACAUGCGGAAGAUGUUGGCUUUCUGGAUGCUGGAGGUGUGUGAGGAGCAGAAGUGUGAGGAGGAAGUCUUCCCCUUGGCCAUGAACUAUGUGGAUCGCUACCUGUCGACGGUGCCCGUGAGGAAGAACCACCUGCAGCUGCUGGGGGCAGUCUGCAUGCUGCUGGCUUCCAAGCUGAGGGAAACCAUGCCCCUGACCGUGGAGAAGCUCUGCAUUUACACAGACAACUCCAUCACACCUCAGCAGCUCCUGGCUUGGGAGGUUCUGGUGCUGGAGAAGCUGAAGUGGGACCUGGUCUCAGUGAUAGCAAAUGAUUUCUUGGCUCACAUCCUCCAUCACCUCCCACUGCCCAAGGACAAGCUGGAGCUGGUGAAGAAGCAUGCCCAGACCUUCAUCGCCCUGUGUGCCACAGACUACACCUUUGCCCUGUACCCCCCCUCCAUGAUCGCCACAGGCAGCAUCGGAGCCGCGAUCCACGGCCUGGCGGUGCCUGCGAACGGCUGCGGCGGGGAGGCCACCACCGAGCUGCUGGCCAGCAUCACUGGCACCGAGGUGGACUGCCUGAAAGCUUGUCAGGAGCAGAUUGAGGCAGCCUUAGCCGAGAGCCUGAAGCAGGCAUCCCAAAGCCACCAGGAGUUUCGCACCAAGACUGCUGCUUACCCAGGCAGCCAGCCCACCUGCACACCCACAGACGUCACUGAUGUCAACCUGUGA